Trichoderma asperellum CBS 433.97 is the source of this 435-nucleotide messenger RNA. RefSeq lists its product as uncharacterized. Lineage: Eukaryota; Fungi; Ascomycota; Sordariomycetes; Hypocreales; Hypocreaceae. Gene Ontology annotation, biological process: mitochondrion organization. Gene Ontology annotation, cellular component: nucleus; mitochondrion. The record is from RefSeq and is a predicted model, not a curated record.
AUGCCUCGUCAACGCUCCUCCGCCCGCGCUCCUUCGCGCCCCACCGUCUCUGCUCCCGCGCCCCAGCAGCGCCGUCCUGCGACCACCAUGGCGGCUCCUCCUCCUCAGCAGCACGCUCCCACUGCCAUGGCGCCUCCUCAGCAGGUCUCCCAGGGCCCCGGACUGUUUGGCCAGAUGGCCAGCACUGCUGCCGGUGUCGCCAUUGGCUCAUCUGUCGGCCACGCCAUCGGCGGCCUCUUCAGCGGCGGCUCCUCCGAGCCCGCUGCUCCCGUGCAGGCCCAGGCCGCUCCCCAGCAGCAGCAGCAGUACAACAACUGCGCUGGUGCCGCCCAGAACUUCACAAAGUGCCUCGACGAGAACGGCGGCAACAUGCAGAUCUGCAACUGGUACCUCGAGCAGCUCAAGGCCUGCCAGGCUGCCGCCAGCCAGUACUAA